GAGGCUCCCGCUCCCCACACUGACAUAUUUGGGAAAGGCGACAGCCAUCCGAAAGACCGUGAGGACCCUGGGACCAGCCCGAGAACGAAAGAAGCGAGGAGUCGGGGGAGCCGUGAAUGUAGCUGGAUCAUCACAGUGACUUUCACUUCCAUGGUAGCCACGGGCCUCUGUUUCACGGGUUUUGUUCGCACGGUCCUCAUUCCCAUCAUGCUGUUAACUCCACACCACCUUAUGAUGCCUUUGCCUCAUAUGCCGUACCACCACAUGCACCGCCAUCCACGGGGAAACAAGAGGAUUCCGAAUGUACUCCUUCAGCCACGGAAUGGCAGGAUAUGGCACGAAGAAGCGGCACGGCCUCUCUAGCGUGCGCUUGGGUCACCACGGACAUGGCAAACCGCAUGAAACGCGGGGAAGGUUCCCUGAUCGUCCUGCAACAGACAAUUCGAAAAACGCGAUGGACGGGGCUCACGGCUACGAACGUCACCCGUACGGGAUGCUCCGUGGCGCGCACAACAGUUUUUCCUCUUCAAGACACAGUCGCAUGCCUAUGAUGCACUUCUCGCCUCCCAGUGACGAGGAUUUUCAAGAGUUUCACUCCUUCAUAUCGCAGAAGCCAUUGUUCGGGCAACAUGAGGGUCACCCUAAACCCCAGACAGAGGAAGGAAAGGCAGAGGAUCGUGGAGCCGGAUCGGAGAUCCCCCUACCCCGCCGACCUCAUCAGGUGCAAAAGAAGCACAGAGGUCCGAGAGACGAGGCCAAGACGCUGAAGAAGUCGAACAGGUAGAGCUAGAUGUCGAGACACCCGGAGCCGAUCUUGUCGUACCUCCUCCCCCCCCAUGUCGCAGAUAGGUUAAUGGAGCAAGAGGAUCCAGGUGCAGAGGCCGUUUCUGGAUCUGCCGAUGCGCCUGAGGCUCCCGUAAAAAUUCCGUAAACGGUAAAAGUCAACUUUAAAUUUCGAAAGGCCUUCGCGAAGCCGCCUCUGUUUGCAGUGUAUGCCGAACCGGACCCCCUGGUACGCAACUGAGAAAACAUUUCUGGGGUGCUUGCGAAGGCAUGACACAACUCUGUGAGUCUUCAGUCCCUCGGCAGUGCUGAUAAAAUGGUUUGAUGCUGGGUGUAUACACCUGAUUCUGGGAGACAGGAGCGCCUACUCCGCUGUCCGCGAAGCGGACACGGAGAAGGUCGGUGAUACCGUUCACCUUGGCUUGUUUUUGCGAUAGCAGAUUUGGGCGAACGUGGCAGUAGUUUCUAGGGGUAACCAUUGAGGGCUGGGGAUGAAGCCCUAUUUGAAAUGUUCGGCAGAGUGUGUUUCUGGAGGCAAGGGCAAAUGCCUUCGCCACUGUGCAAAGAUAUUGCGUUUCCAGUGCAGGAGCACAGGGGAAACGUUUCAUGCAGAUUAAUUUUGACUUUUUCCUCGAUCUAAUUCUGCGCCGUCUUGCGCGACGCCCGUCCACAUUUCACCCGCGCGUGCCCGGCAGACGUACCGAAGAACGUCAAGCUUGUGGUCUGCACGAAGCGUCGUGUUCCUUUUGAAUUUCACGACUAGAGACGGAAUGUUUCUCUUUCCCGUGAAAACACCCAAGCAGGAUUCGCCGUUUCGAAAACCCUUGUGAAGCUCCAUGUUGCACCCCUCGUCAACUUUUUCGAGUCAGCAGUCCAUAGGGAACUAAACUGAACGACGCAGGUAGCCUGUGCUGCAGAUAACCGCGACGAAGUUCAAACCCGUGUGCCACCUUUGUUGUAACGGAUGUACACCACCACCCCACUGAACUGCUUAAGAUGGCCAGAGUGUCGGAUUUCGUUAUCCCACCGGUAUUCGUGUUACCUUGGAAGCUGCAGAAAAACAAAAACAAGCAGUUGCGUGCAAGCUGCACAAGUAUCAUGAAGUCUACUGUGGUAGUCUCUUUCGAUGGCAAACCGAGUGAGUGAGGUGUCGAGCGCAGAUGGGCACCACCACAGACAGAUGGUGUCGUAUUACAGAAUAAAGGAGUUUCACUCCCGUACAGCGGCUUUCUGGCUCAACUGUUCACUAAAGUGCAUUCAUGAGAUCGAAUUCAAAGUUGCCGCGGCUCUAUCCUUGGUUUUUUCAUCUCUAGAUUUCCGCUUUCAGCGACGUACGGCGUGGUGCUGGCCAUCUGACUAAUGAGCUUGAAUUUCAGGAAUCGAGAUACAGGUUCUAAUCCUUCAGGCGCAGUCUAUUAUUGCGUAACAGGCUUAGCAUGUAGGAGCAUACAACCUCCAGUAGCUGAUUGCUCGGUAGGCUCUGCCGAUACGCCGCCGAUAUUUCACACGGGCAACUGUCGGUGUCUCGUGUACACUCGAGGUCAACAGUUUCCCAGGCGAUUCACUUCAUCAUGAAGGGCAAAACGCCCGUGUCACAGCACAAAAGUCGUUGAGGAAGUGGCUGAAGAAUCUACAUCGACAUAUCGUUCCAUGCUGUCAACCCGCAUACAACGCAAGGAGGUUCGUGAUAAGAAUCCAAUCUGCACACACAAGCAAGUGUUGUGAGAAGUGCCCUGACCCUCCAGCGACAGCCUGCGAUGAUUAAAAGAAGUGAAUUCAGUGUAGCGUUUGAGCGUAAUGCAGCGUCUCUCCUUCGAAGCCGGGUACAGUCCUCGGAAGGCAUGGGUUCCCCUGACAGUUUCUCCAGAAACGUUGCAUGGCUGAAACUGGAAGUGAAACACUCCCAAAAUGCCAGAAAUGCUGCAAAUGGAUUCGACCAUCUCCCCCGCUCGCUGUUUCUUAUUAAUUCCUCUGUUGAUCGGAGAGAAGGGGUACUGUCGCAGUUGUAAUUGCUCCCAGUUUCUGAUCAUGAACGAAGGCAUCUUCUGGCAAGCCAUGAAAGAACUGAUUUCCAAACACAUCUAUGCUACUGUCUCGAGCGUUUCAAUUGCUUCCUGUGAACAGAGGGCGAAUUUGUUGCCUUCUUUCAUCUACUACACCAGUCACAGCAGGGAUUUCCUCCCUUUUCACACAAAAGCGUUUCCAGCAUGGUCCAGUUAGAUUGGUCAUGCGGUCUGGGGAAGCAAUACAUAUAACGGCAGUUGUUUUAACAGAAUUCCGGCAGACAGCCAACAAAAAUACCAUGAAGCGAUGCUUCAGUAUUGACUCCGAACAAGUUAGGUCUAAACGCGGGAAACCAAGACCGGUUCAGCUACUAAUGAAGGAAAGACCAACGAAAAAUGUUGUUAUCUAUCAUUCCUAGAGUCACUAAACGUAGAGAUCAACCACUCAGAGCUCCCACGCAGUCCGGUGGCACCCUGGCACCGCCAGACGCCAAUCUCGCGUACGUGAAAGUACAAAGAGUCAAGUACACAACAGCAUCAAAUGUAGAGACACCGGCGACUGCACUGCCCGGUUUGAAAGGAGAAGGACACAGUGACACUUCACAGUAAAUUCCUGUCGAGGUUAACCACACUGUGUCACACUUUCCGAGGCAUGAAAGAACUAUCUCGCAUUCACAAACGACGGUGAAGGUUUCCCCAAAAUCUGUGCAGACGACGCCGCAUUCCGCGGACAUUGUCAUCCAUCGUUUACAGCGAAGCAAGCUGAGUCGAGUACAGGUCAGGUGAGGAUCGAAGGAGUUUCACUCGACCUCAAUGUUGUAUUCCUCCUCUUCCCGCUCUACCAGUUCCUCUGCUUCUCGUAAUUCCCCGCUUGCCUUUCUGCAGAUGCUGGUCGUGUCGUUCCAGUGCUUUCUGUCGCCUUUGCCACGCAUUCCCUCGAGGAUAGAAAUUAAGGCUUUCUGCUUUCGUAUCAACAGCCGAAGUUGGUCUUUUGCGUUACGUAAAUCGUCCGUAAUACGCCAAAUUUCGUUCCUGACAUGCCACAUAUGCGGAAGCUGUAGCGCCUCUGGGCGGAGCUGUUUCUCCUUUUUGUAAGCAGAGUAUCGCACGGUGGCGGAGGUGGUCAGACGCCGAAAAGCAAGCACGCUUUCGUACAGGCGCUCCGACGUAGUUUUUACUUGAGCCACGACCUCCGCCCAGUCUUCGCCUGUCUCCGGCCACGGGUCAUUCCAGUAUGAGGGAGACCGAUAUAGGCCGUGUGCCACCGUGCUUGCCAAUGCGGCGAAACACGCCAGUAUCACCACAUGCCUUCCCAUUUUCAUGGUACAAAAAAGCGACCCCUGGACUACAGCUAAUCGCUGCUGACACGACAUCACCAGAGAGAAAUCUUCAGCGUGGCGAGAGUUCAAACGACACGGGCGAUCUUUAUUCAUACUUCCUCUUACGUGCGACCCCCAAGAAAGAAAUUUCUGCUAAAAGUACUGCAAUUGCAGUAGUUGUGCCUACUUUGGUGGCAACCCC
Molecule: messenger RNA, 4307 nt
Organism: Toxoplasma gondii ME49
Lineage: Eukaryota; Apicomplexa; Conoidasida; Eucoccidiorida; Sarcocystidae
Exons: 1
Coding region: 302-784 (160 amino acids)
Source: RefSeq, a predicted model, not a curated record